ACAAUGCCACCUUUGUGUGGCUUCAGAGUGAAAUUAAUCUUUCGUUUUUCAAUGGUGCCGAUAACUUUAUCGUGCCCAUGCAAAAUGUAAACGCAUUCGACUGUCUCUGAAGAAAUAGGUUUUAUGACAGAAACGCCGAAUAAACGUUUCUGCCGGUCUCUUGUAUUUUGAAGGGAUACCGGUCUGAUGACGUCAUCAUAGAGCGACAAGCGAAUUUACCUUGGGAAGAGUUCACUUAUUAUGGCUUGUGAAGAUGAAGUAAAUCUUUUGGUGAUUGUGGUUGACGUAAACCCCAUAUGGUGGGGACAGCAGGCUCUUAAGCAAUCUGAGGUGACGCUACCAAAAUGCAUCAAUGCGGUGUUGGUGAUGGGGAAUUCUCACCUAUUUAUGGGACGUAAUAACAAGCUAGCUGUAAUUGCUAGCCACAUACAAGAAAGCCGUCUGCUGUUCCCGGGAAAGCGGUGGAAAUGUGGGGACCUCUCCACGGAAGCCUCCAUUCUGGAAAAUAACAUCUCUGGUAGCAAGGAUGGAAAAUAUGAAUUGCUGACAGCUGCAAAUGAUAUGAUUGUGGAUGACAUCAAAGAUCUCAUGACCAAAACUGGAGAAAUGAAAGGACAGAGGACCGACACAGUACUGGCAGGAUCCUUGGCAAAAGCCUUAUGUUAUAUUAACAAGAUAAACAAAGAGGCCAAAGCUGGACAGGAAAUAAAAUCCAGAAUAUUGGUAAUAAAAGCAGCAGAAGACAGUGCAUUACAGUACAUGAAUUUUAUGAAUGUGAUAUUUGCAGCUCAAAAACAGAGUGUUCUUAUUGAUGCAUGUGUACUAGACUCUGAGUCUGGACUUUUACAGCAGGCCUGUGAUAUUACAGGAGGGAUUUAUCUGAAGAUACCACAAGUCAACUCCCUGCUGCAAUAUUUGUUGUGGGUUUUCCUUCCCGAUCCGGAUCAAAGAUCACAGCUGAAUCUCCCUCCACCUGUUCACGUGGACUACCGAGCUGCAUGCUUCUGCCAUCGAAAUUUGAUUGAGAUUGGCUAUGUGUGUUCCGUCUGUUUAUCAAUAUUUUGUAAUUUCAGUCCCAUCUGUACCACAUGCGAGACCGCCUUUAAAAUCUCCCUGCCUCCUGUUAUGAAAGCAAAGAAAAAGAAAUUAAAAGCCAUGUUUUAGAAGAAAUAUUAAAUACUGUCAGACUGACAAGGAUACUACAAUGGGACUGUUAUUUUAAGAUCUGAUGUACUAUUUUGUAAAUAUUCGUGGAAAUAACGCUUGCCAUCAUACCAGCAAAAUCACAUUUUUCUUUUUUUUUUAUUCUAUAAAAUUGAAUAAACCGUUUUAUAUUAUAU
Spea bombifrons (plains spadefoot toad) is the source of this 1340-nucleotide messenger RNA. It is a transcript of the gene GTF2H3, whose product is annotated as general transcription factor IIH subunit 3. Lineage: Eukaryota; Metazoa; Chordata; Amphibia; Anura; Pelobatidae. The record is from RefSeq and is a predicted model, not a curated record. Gene Ontology annotation, biological process: regulation of DNA-templated transcription; nucleotide-excision repair. Bases 241 to 1164 code for a protein of 307 amino acids. The transcript has 13 exons. Gene Ontology annotation, cellular component: transcription factor TFIIH holo complex; transcription factor TFIIH core complex.